Molecule: messenger RNA, 2475 nt
Organism: Carassius gibelio (silver crucian carp)
Lineage: Eukaryota; Metazoa; Chordata; Actinopteri; Cypriniformes; Cyprinidae
Product: DEP domain-containing protein 7-like
Exons: 9
Coding region: 329-1822 (497 amino acids)
Biological process (GO): intracellular signal transduction
Source: RefSeq, a predicted model, not a curated record
AGGGGAAGGGCAGGCGGCUCUGGGUUCUUGAUAAGAAAAGCAGAACAACAGCCAGGUAUUCUGACCUUGCUAACUGGUUCUUCAGCAUGAUUUAACCCUGAGCUGUAGGAAUGUGUUGACUCAAGAGUAAAAAGAAAUUGCUUUAACCUGUGACACAGGACGCAGAAACGUACAGAACCAGUUCUGAUGACACGCGUGCGUUUUUAGUGCUUGGAAGCCUAACUUUUACCAAGAGCUUAUUUUGUUUUAUAGAUUUUUAAUUCAAUGUAUUUUGCAUGAGGUCAACUCUGGAACUUUUCAUCGUCUGUUGUUCUGAGUGGAGACAGGGAUGGCUGGGAAACCAUUCCGAGCCACGUACAUCUGGACGAACAUCAUCAACAACCUUCAGACGCAGGUGGAGGUGAAGAGGAGACGUCACAAUCUGAAGAUCUACCAUGACUGCUUUCUGGGCUCCGAGGCCGUGGAUGUGGUUCUGGCUCACAUCAUUCAGAGCAAGAUCUGCGGAGACGAGGAGGUGCCUCGUUCCAAAGCGGUCCGCCUCUGCCAGGCCCUCAUGGAGGCCAGAGUCUUCGAGGCGGUGGACACAAAGGUGUUUGGGAAAGAAAAGAGGCAAGCCAAGUUUGAGGACAGCAGCUGUAGUCUGUACAGGUUUCUAAACAGGCCGACCCCAAGCACAUCAAGCUCAGAGAAUAUAGAUAGUGAAUGUGACAAAAGGAAAGAAGAUUCUGAGUAUUCAAACAACUCGCCUGUCAAGACGGAAAAGUCUCUAGAGGAUGUUUUGGGAAAUCUGAACAUGAACACAACCAUCACACCACAGAUGAUGAAUCUGGGGUUAUCACAGGAGUUGAUGGAUGAAAUAUGGCGACAGCAGACGAUACUGAGGCUCCUGAAGCUGAUUGAGCUGCCUCUUCUGGAGAACCUGUUGGAGGGCAACGAGAGCCCUCGCCCGCCCCUCCACAGCAUGGACAGCGACCCAGACCUCCUCUACACCAGCAGCUACCUCGACCGUGAGAUCCUCAAGGCCUUCAGUGAGGCUCAAGCAGACAGCUGGUUGUCGGCGGCUGUGGACUGUCUGGAGUUUCUUCCUGAUCAGCUGGUGGUGGAGGUGAGCCGAGGACUGGCCAGGUGUGCGGAGGAGACGUCCCAGUACAAGCAGCUCCUCUACGGGACCCUCGUUCAGCACUACGGCCAGCCGGACUACCCACCGCUGCUCAGCAACCACGUCUUUGACAUCCACUCAGGCGUCUGCGAGCUGCUUGUGAACGGGAAGCAGGAGCAGGCUCUGGAGUCUCUUCAGCUCUGUCUGAAGCUGCAGGAUUCACGCAGUAGAGAGGAGCUCCGCAGGUUACUGCGCUUCAUGGCCCUCGCCGCCGGCCCUCAGGAGACCAGACUUCACAAAGAGAUAGAGAACAGAAUGGCUGUGAAGAGGGCGUUCUCCAAUGCUAUUGUGUAUGGGACUAAACUAGCCAAGGGGAAGGUGGAUCUUCUGGUUCUUUUCAUGACGGACAACCACCACGACCUCUUCAAGAUUCCCGUCACUCUGCACAAACUUGUUAGUGAUAAACUGGCCAGUGUCAUUAAAGGAACGGAUCCCGAUCUCAUCACAGGAACAACGUACUGUCGCCGUCUGACUGGAAAAGAUUACCUGGAAACGGUUCAGAAGACCACCAGAGAGGAGCUGUGGACCUUACUGCAAACGAUUCACGAGAACUCGAAUCUGUGUCUGAAAGAGAAGCGCCGUCUGCUCGGACAGUUCUACAGAGGACAUCCCGAGAUAUUCGUGCAAUACUUCGGCAACAGGAUAUCCAAUGUUUAUAUUUAAAGAUCUUCAGUUAAUUUUAUAUGUAUGAUAUGUAAAAAGUAUUGUAAAAAUGUAUCUAUUUAAAUUUGUAUUGAUAGAGAAUGAGAUUUGUUGGACAGUUAACACAUCUGAUGAUCACUGAUGGACUUGAUGAUAUUAUUUUACCACUUACUGCCCAAAAAACCACAUUCAACUCAAUCCUACAAAAAAGUGAACAAAGAGUCCUAACUGCUCGGAGUUGAACACGUUCAGAAUAUAAAGACAGGAAGUAGGUGGGUUGGUGAUUACAGACAGAUGCUGAAGGCUGUGAAUCUUCUUCAGUUUCUGUCCUCAGAUAGUAGACAGAAUGAGAACGCUUUCUUGGCCAAAGUCUUAAAGAAGCUUCUUUAAACUUGUAGGAGGAAAACUACAAAGACUGUUUCAGUUGUUUUUGAUAUAUUAAAUGCAAUAAGGGAGGCAUAAAAUGUACAGCAGUCACUUGGAGAUUUACAGUCGAACUGAACCAGCACAUGAAUAUUUUAUGUGGCCUUUUAACACGUAAUGUCGCUGAACAGCAGUUUUGUGCUGACUGGAGGUGACCCAGCCACUAAUGUCUGUUUUAACACUGUGGAAACUUAUAUUGGCUUAAAAAGCUACAUUUGGAGAUGAAAUAAACCUGUCACAGAAAACAAUUA